Notodromas monacha is the source of this 1377-nucleotide messenger RNA. The record is from the annotation of a GenBank genome assembly. NCBI's taxonomy places the organism in Eukaryota, Metazoa, Arthropoda, Ostracoda, Podocopida, Cyprididae.
AUGCUGGCGGCUAAUUGUUUUGGUCACAUGAAAAGAGUUCGAGAAGUUUGGCUCUUGCUGGAAGAGGUUCCGUACCUGGAUGAUGACGACUACUUCAAGGCAGUUGGCGGCAUAACGCGUCGGCGAGGCGCCAUGAAACAGCAAAAGGUGCACGAAGCUCGGGGACACCGUUUUGUGGCCAAAUUCUUCCGCCAGCCGACGUUUUGCGCAUUUUGCAGAGACUUUCUCUGGGGCUUCGGCAAGCAGGGUUACCAAUGCCAACAGUGCCAGUGCGCUGUGCACAAAAAGUGCCACGACAAGAUACUCGGCAAGUGUCCGGGAUCCGGCAAGGAGUCGCAGAGCACCAUCUACCUCCGAGAGAGAUUCAAGAUCGACGUGCCGCAUCGGUUCAAGAUGCACAACUACAUGUCCCCGACCUUCUGCGACCAUUGCGGGUCGAUGCUCUACGGCCUGUUCCGACAGGGACUCAAAUGUGAAGUGUGUAAUGUCAACUGCCACAAGAAGUGUGAGAAGCAUUUGUCGAACCUGUGCGGAGUCAAUCAGAAGCUGCUGGCUGAAGCCAUCGCCACCAUCAAGCGAGACGCCUCCGGCAUCAGCAACAACAGAACGGGUGCGACUCAAUCCACUCAUACAGACCUGCUGCCUCAUGCCUGCCACGAAAGACUGCCAUCUACAAGGACAUCCAGCGAGAAAAACAAGACGAAGGGAAAGACGAAGAAGAAUAAGACGAACGGUGAGAGAAGAACCCUGGCUUUUAUAACCCCGAAUUCGAAGCCCGACGGGCAGCAACAACAUCAGCAACACGGUGUCAGUGGAAAGAAUCGUCACUACGGCAUCGACGACUUCGUGCUUCUCAAGAGAAAGAGGAUUCUUGAAAUUCCUCUGAUCAAUAUUGUGUCUUCUGAUAUGAUGAAUCAUCAAAAGGUGCUCGGAAAAGGCAGUUUCGGGAAGGUUAUGUUAGCUGAGCUGGUGACCAAGACUAAACCUGCAGGAGGAGGAGGAGGCAGCAGCAGCAGUCAAAAGCAACAACAACAACAACAACAACAGCAACAAUCCGUCGGAUCCGGUGUUUUCGUGGCCAUCAAGUGCCUCAAGAAAGACGUGGUGUUGGAGGACAACGACGUGGAGUGCGCCUUGGUGGAGCGACGCGUGUUGACGCUCGCCACGCGUCAGCGACACCCGUUCCUGUGCCAGCUGCUCUGCACUUUCCAGACCCCGUCGCACCUCUUUUUCGCCAUGGAGUACCUGAAUGGCGGCGACCUCAUGUUCCACAUUCAGGCCACGGGACGAUUCGACCAGGACCGGGCGCGGUUUUACGGCGCCGAGAUUAUAUGCGCAUUGGGUUUCCUGCAUGCCCGAGGCAUAAUUUAUCGGUGA